AUGGAUCCUGGUUCCGAGGAGCUGCGCUCGGGCGUCUUGCCGCGCGCACAGGAAUUCAAAGAGAGCACUUUGGAGAAAUUAACGGAGGUCGCCAGUGCGGGUGCGGGGGAAGUAACACAAGGAGCAGGUGCUGCAUAUAAAGCAGGUGCAGACCUGGCGAGCGAAGCGCUCCAUUCGGCGCGCGAAGUUGGAGGAGCGGCCGCUUCAGCGCUUGGCGAUACGAUACAUUUGGUGGACGAUGCUGCGGGACAUGUCGGAGCGCUGGCGCACGGAGCCUAUGGCGACAUCGCGAGCACUGUCAAAACGGCGCGUGAUACGGCCACGCACGCUUUCUCGGAAGGUGUGCACAAAACUGCUGAUCCGAUGGGGGAUGCAGCUCACCAUGUUGCACAUACAUUUGGCGAUGCAGUGCACGAAGCAAAAGGAGCCGGUGCAGUCUCAGGUGGUGCAGCAGGUGCAGUUCAUUCAGUUGAAGAUACAUUUGAUGACCUGGUGCAGAAAUUUAAAGGAUCAGGAUCAGAUAUUCGUGGAGUACCGGCGGUCAAAGAUGAAGACUUGAUUGGCCUUUCUGAUGUGAGUAGUGGCACUGUCGGUGUGAAGCAUGAGUUUGAUAGAGGGCCAGAUGUCAAGUCGUAUAAGCCCGCUGGCCCAGGUGCUGCUGUCAAAGGAGAACCGUGGAGCUCCAGCUGGGAGCAGUUUGGCGACAGAGGUGGUCAAGUACAGCGUCCUGAGGACACGAUACAUAAUGAGGUGGCUGACGUACACGACCAGAUAGAGUCAUUAAUCGAGAAAAUGCACACGGCGCGCACACCUCAGCACGUGGACCGUGUCUGCUUUUUUGCUUAUCAUACUUCGUUAUCAGAUGCAAGCAGUGUCGAAGAGAAUACAUACGAUAGAAGCGGACCACUGACUAUACCAUCACAGGUCCCCAGAGACACAGAAGCGGGUGUGCAAGGAGAUAAAGCGCUUCAGCUGGGCGACAGCGCAGAUUCACCGACACACCGCAGGGGCUUCCGUAUUUAUGAAUCUGAUAUUAAGGUAAAGCUGAGAGCUCUCAGUGGCUUUGAAGUGUCGCCUCGUCCGCCAACACCACCGAAGGAACUGGACGAUGAAGACGUGAAGCCGACAACGAUCGAUGUUGGUCAGCCCGCGUACAAAUCAAGUACAGCUUUUUUUAAAUCGAAUUUGAAAACUUCCUCUUGCUUGUAA
Gongylonema pulchrum is the source of this 1209-nucleotide messenger RNA. The record is from the annotation of a GenBank genome assembly. Lineage: Eukaryota; Metazoa; Nematoda; Chromadorea; Rhabditida; Gongylonematidae.